Messenger RNA from Loxodonta africana (African savanna elephant), 6065 nucleotides. RefSeq names its product myelin regulatory factor (gene MYRF). Gene Ontology annotation, biological process: positive regulation of DNA-templated transcription; protein autoprocessing; central nervous system myelin maintenance. Gene Ontology annotation, cellular component: endoplasmic reticulum membrane; nucleus. Gene Ontology annotation, molecular function: DNA-binding transcription factor activity; sequence-specific DNA binding. The coding region runs from base 30 to 3467 and encodes 1145 amino acids. NCBI's taxonomy places the organism in Eukaryota, Metazoa, Chordata, Mammalia, Proboscidea, Elephantidae. The record is from RefSeq and is a predicted model, not a curated record. The transcript has 27 exons.
GGCCGGAGUGCGCGCCGGGCAGGCCGGACAUGGAGGUGGUGGACGAGACGGAAGCGCUGCAGCGCUUCUUCGAAGGCCAUGACAUCAACGGUGCCCUGGAGCCCUCCAACAUAGACACCAGCAUCCUGGAGGAGUACAUCAGCAAGGAGGAUGCCUCUGACCUCUGCUUCCCCGACAUCUCUGCUCCUGCCCAUGCUGCCUCCUACCCCCAUGGGCAGCCAGCGAUCCCUGGUUCCAGUGGGGUGCACCACCUGAGCCCCCCUGGGGGUGGACCCUCCCCAGGGCGCCAUGGCCCCCUCCCAACCCCAAGCUACGGGGCCCCUCUCAACUGCAACAACAACAACGGCAUGGGCGCAGCUCCUAAGCCCUUCCUGGGGGGUCCUGGGCCCCCCAUCAAGGCAGAGCCCAAGGCUCCCUAUGCCCCAGGCACACUGCCGGACUCGCCCCCAGACUCGGGCUCCGAGGCCUACUCCCCCCAGCAGGUGAAUGACCCCCACCUCCUACGCACGCUAACCCCUGAGACCCUGUGCCACGUGGGAGUGCCGUCCCGACUGGAGCACCCGCCCCCGCCUCCAGCCCACCUGCCAGGCCCCCCACCACCCCCGCCGCCCCCACCUCACUACCCUGUCCUGCAGCGGGACCUGUACAUGAAGGCCGAGCCCCCAGUCCCCACCUAUGGUGCCAUGGGGCAGGGGCUGGCACCUGCCGAUCUCCACCACACCCAGCAGUCCCAGAUGCUGCACCAGCUGCUGCAGCACCAUGGAGCUGAGCUCCCUACACACCCCUCUAAGAAGAGGAAGCACUCCGAAUCACCCCCCAACACCCUCAAUGCCCAGAUGCUAAAUGGAAUGAUCAAACAGGAGCCUGGGACCAUGACAGCCCUGCCCCCGCACCCUGCUCGGGCCCCAUCCCCACCCUGGCCUCCUCAGGGGCCCCUCUCCCCCGGUCCUGGCUCAUUGCCUCUCAGCAUUGCCCGGGUCCAGACGCCACCUUGGCACCCACCAGGCGCACCCUCACCAGGUCUCCUGCAGGACAGUGACAGCCUCAGUGGUUCCUACCUGGACCCCAACUACCAGUCCAUCAAGUGGCAACCACACCAGCAGAACAAGUGGGCAACACUCUAUGACGCGAACUACAAGGAGCUGCCCAUGCUCACCUACCGUGUGGAUGCUGACAAAGGCUUCAACUUUUCGGUGGGUGAUGACGCCUUUGUGUGCCAGAAGAAGAACCACUUCCAGGUGACAGUGUACAUUGGCAUGCUGGGAGAGCCCAAGUACGUCAAGACGCCUGAAGGCCUCAAGCCCCUAGACUGCUUCUACCUGAAGCUGCAUGGAGUGAAGCUGGAGGCGCUGAAUCAGUCCAUCAACAUUGAGCAGUCACAGUCUGACCGAAGCAAGCGGCCCUUCAACCCCGUCACGGUCACUUUGCCCCCUGAGCAGGUCACCAAGGUGACUGUGGGGCGGCUACACUUCAGCGAGACCACUGCCAACAACAUGCGCAAGAAGGGCAAGCCCAACCCUGACCAGAGGUACUUCAUGCUGGUGGUGGCCCUCCAGGCCCAUGCACAGAACCAGAACUACACACUGGCCGCCCAGAUUUCAGAGAGAAUCAUCGUUCGGGCCUCCAAUCCGGGCCAGUUUGAAAGCGACAGCGACGUGUUGUGGCAGCGGGCGCAGGUGCCCGACACUGUCUUCCACCAUGGCCGCGUAGGCAUCAACACAGACCGGCCAGAUGAGGCGCUGGUCGUGCACGGGAACGUCAAGGUCAUGGGCUCUCUCAUGCAUCCCUCGGACCUGCGGGCCAAGGAGCAAGUGCAGGAGGUGGACACCACGGAGCAGUUGAAAAGGAUCUCGCGUAUGCGGCUGGUGCACUACAGAUACAAGCCCGAGUUCGCCGCCAGCGCCGGCAUCGAGGCCACGGCGCCAGAGACCGGCGUCAUUGCCCAGGAGGUGAAAGAGAUACUUCCCGAGGCUGUGAAGGACACUGGAGAUGUGGUCUUUGCCAACGGGAAAACCAUUGAGAACUUCCUGGUGGUGAACAAGGAGCGCAUCUUCAUGGAGAAUGUGGGUGCCGUGAAGGAGCUAUGCAAGCUGACAGACAACCUGGAGACACGCAUUGACGAGCUGGAGCGCUGGAGCCACAAGUUGGCCAAGCUGCGACGGCUUGACAGCGUCAAGUCUUCUGGCAGCUCGGGUGCCUUCAGCCACGCUGGGAGCCAGUUCAGCCGGGCAGGCAGUGUCCCCCAUAAGAAGAGGGCCCCCAAGGUGGCCAGCAAGUCGUCGUCCGUGGCCCCAGACCAGGCCUGCAUCAGCCAGCGCUUCCUGCAGGGCACCAUCAUCGCCCUGGUGGUGGUCAUGGCCUUCAGCGUGGUGUCCAUGUCCACACUGUAUGUGCUGAGCCUGCGCACCGAGGAGGACCUGGUAGACACCGAUGGCCCUUUUGCCGUGUCCACUUCCUGUCUCCUGGCUCUGCUCCGGCCCCAGCACCCUGGGGGGAGUGAGGCCAUGUGCCCAUGCAGGUCCAGCCAGAGCUUUGGGACCACGCAGCUUCGACAGGCCCCUGUGACCGUGGGGCUGCCUGGCACACGGUCCUCUUUGCUGCCGGUUACCACUGGCCUGCCCAGCUCAGCCCCAGCUCCGGCCAUCCGUGCCUUGGACCUGUGCUCUAGCCACCCCUGCCCGGUUGUCUGCUGCUCCUCACUCAGCCCCAGCCUGGCCACUAACCCCAGUGUUGGCUCCACCUUCAGCCCCAGCCGUGGUCUCAGCUCCAGUCCCGCCACCAACCGCUCAGGCCCCAGUCAGAUGGCCCUGCUGCCGGUUUCCAACAUCAGAGCCAAGUCCUGGGGCCUUUCAGCCAAUGGCAUUGGCCACUCCAAGCAUCCCAAGAGCCUGGAGCCUGUGGCCAGCCCUGUAGUCCCCUUUCCUGGGGGGCAGAGCAAAGCCAAGAAUAGCCCCAACCUUGGUCUCCACGGCCGGGCCCGCCGAGGCGCUCUGCAGCCCAGCCUGGGCCCUGCCCGGUCCACCCAGACUCAGGGUCAGCCAGACCCCAUGCCCUCCCUGACCUCAAUCCAGGUGCUGGAGAAUGCGAUGCCCAUCACCUCCCAAUACUGCGCUCCAGGGCAUGCCUGCAGGCCUGGGAACUUCACCUACCACAUCCCUGUCAGCAGCAGCACCCCACUGCACCUCAGCCUGACCCUACAGAUGAACUCCUCCUCCCCCGUGUCUGUGGUGCUGUGCAGCCUGACAUCAGAGGAGGAGCCGUGUGAGGAGGGGGGCUUCCCACAGAGCCUUCCCACCCACCAGAACACCCAGGGCACCUCCCACCAGUGGCCAGUAACCAUCCUGUCCUUUCGCGAAUUCACCUACCACUUCCGGGUGGCAUUGCUGGGUCAGGCCAACUGCAGCGCAGAGGCCCUGGUCCAGCCGGUCACAGACUACCACUUCCACUUCUACCGCCUGUGUGACUGAGCUGCCCUCCCCGAGGCAGCAGCACAGCAGGGACCAGGGGCCCCUGGGCCCCCCUUCCACACUGGAUGCAGUGGUGUUACACUGGAGCUUGCACUGGCCAGCUCUCUGCUGGCCGCUGGAAGUCCCUCUGCAGAGACUGGAGCCAGGGCUUGGCCCUCCCCGUGACUGGUUGAACUGGAAGUCCUCACACUGGAGUUGCUGCUCCUGCUGGGAGCCCCUCACACACCACGGAGGGAGCCAGAGACAGACCUCUUGGGCCUGCCCGCCUGUCCCCUUCCUCAGGGCCAGGACAAGGCCCACUGAUAUCUGUCCAGAUGUGGUGGUUCGAGGGCUAGCUUCAGGUGCCCUGGAGGCCAGGGGAAGCCUGUACCUUGAUUUUUCCAGAGCCCACUCUCCCCUACCUCCCCUUUUGAGACUGGGAGCGACCCCUCUUUUGGGAGAGGACCUGCCUGCCUUUGAGAUCAGCCGGGGGCUUGGAUCCAACCUUCAGAGACUUGGCUGGACCCAUGAGUCAAAGGAGGGCAGAGCCCUACCCGCGCAGCUGCUCCCUGGGGGGUGGCUUGGUACUGGACUUUUGGGGUUUGACUGUUACACUGGACUUGGACUUCUAAGCUUUAAGCAUGGCUUAGGGGUUCUCAUCUCCCUGGGAGAGCUUGGCUCCCAAGAGCCCUCAGGGCAGCUCAGCUCAGCUCUGGAUGGGAUGGGGAUGACCAUGUGCCUUAUGUAUCCCUUAGUGCCUGCCUGAAGCCACCCUUAGCCUUUCACAGGCCUGAACCAGUGGGCUGGGUAAGCUGUGGACCCUUGAACCUGGAGUGCCCUCCCGGAAGGGGAAGUUCCCUUGUGAGCCCCAGAUGGUAUUCCAGGGAAGUCCAGAAUUCACAGUGGGUAUCUAUGACUCCAUCACUCUGAGCAGUGAAGCAGGAAUCCCUGCAAGACCAUAGGUGGUCUUGGCUGGUGGGUGGAGGCAAAUAGCUUUUGCUGUUAUUAACCAAGUAAUUACUAAAAUGCACUUAAACCAGGGCAGGAGGGAGUGGGAGGAUGGAGCUAGAAAGCCCAGAGGGGGUUAGAGCCCUGGGGUGACACUUGCAAAGACAAGGCAGUGACUCCCAUCAUCCUGUCUAGCCUAACCACCGCCAAGAUGCUGGCCUCUCCUUCAGUCUUGUCUGCUAGUGACCUUCCUCAAAGCCUCCCUUGCUGGACUGGGACAGCCAAGCUGUGGGGACCCAUGCUUGGCAAUGGGCCCUACCUCUGUCCACCUUCCCAGGAGCAGAGUGGUGGGCUUGGGUUAGUGAAGACGUUUUAUCUCAAACGCCAACUUCAUUCACUUUCUGAGUGUGCGCCUGGAGCAUUCUGAGACCACACUGAGGCUCGGAGAAUGGGAAUUAUUUAGCCAUGUCUGCCCUCGGUUCAAGGAGCCCUGGUGGUACAGUGGUUAAGCACUUGGCUGCUAACUGAAAGGUUGGCGGUUUGAACCCACCAACUACUCUGCAGGAGAAAGAUAGGGCAAUCUGCUUCCGUAAAGAUUCAUAGCCUUGGAAACCCUAUGGGGGCAGUUCUACUCUGUCUAUAGGGUUUCUAUGAGUCAAUUGACUUGAUGGCAAUGUUUUUUUUUGGUUUUGGCUCUGGGUUCAGAAACGGGGUUUGCUAUCCUUGCCCUAUGGUGUUCUGCCACCUCUUUGGGAACUGGGCCUUGCCCCAUCCUACCUCUCAUUCUCAGUUUGAAUGGGGGGCUUUCUGGGGAAGCCAACCGAAGCAGCCUCUGAGCUGCAGGCCCCUCUGCCAUGCAUCUCAAAGCACUUACUGCCCCGAUAGGGAAACAUCUGGGGAAUUAGGGUAGCAGGGAUACCAGCCCCCCCCCCAAUUUGUCUCCACCCCAGGUCUGACAUAGGAUGUGUGUGGUAGGGAGCCUAGCCUUACUUAGGACUAUUCUCCCUCCUCCCACAGGGGGAGCCCUCCCUAGUGCCUCAACCCUGGGAGUCCACCCCUUGUAACAGGAUUCUGGGACUUCCUCACUGCAGGGUGGAUAUUCUGGGCCUGCAGCCCCCAGUCCGUAACUGGGAUGUGACCCUCUACCGCCCCCUGGAGCCCAUCUGGACACAGCAUUGCCCCAAUCUGCUUAGCAGCUGGCUGUUUCCAGGCCUGGGAAAGGAGUCCUCAGUGCAGGGGUUGGGACUCCAAGCUGCUUGAGGGGGUCGACCUUGGACCAAAGUUGCCUUGUGCCCAAGGUAAAAGGGCUUCAGGAAGACACAGGGCCGCCAGGCUGGCGCUGAGGAGUGGGGGUUGGUCUCGGCUUCAUCCCCCACCUGGGGUCCCCAGCCCAUUCCUCCCUUCCCUUCUGUCAAGCUUCAAGCUGUACAUAGGGCCUCGCGGUGCACAAAUCCCCCUGCCCACACUCUCGCCCCAGUAAAAGCGUGCAUGUGCAUAGAGCACCCCUCCCCCAGUUAACUCCCAGUUCCUCUCCCUGAGCUUGGACUCGUAUUUACCUUGUACCAGUUCUGAGGGGGGCAGCGAGGGAAGCAGCCCCAGGCCUGCUUGCUUCCUGUCCCUGGUUGUUUCUGGAGUAAAUAUACAUAUAUAAAUAAAUGUAUAAAUACUGCU